GUUAUACUAUGCUUAUAUCACAGAACGCAAAUUUUCCGCGAUCGAUAUGCACCAUGGAGCACGGUUAUCUAGAUACGUUCGGCUCCCUCUGUCUGAAUGCAAUUGUAGUUUUGUGCUUAAUUUUGAGUUUCGACUCGUUUCAUGUGUGUCGGGCUCGGGCCGAUCCCAUCUUGUCGCGUAAUCUCGCGCCGCUCGGCGUUGUUUCGACGUAAACGAUAAUGACGGCGGUGCGAGGCUGCGCGAGAUACGUAGCUAGUGGAGCACGUCGCGUUUGCAAUGCCUGUGUGUAACCGGCACUUGCAGAUCUCGCACACUCUCGCCGGGAAGUAACGGACCGUCCGGACUGCGUUUUCCCCUCGUGAGACUCGAUAGAGAUUGUCAGCCGAUCUACUAAUCCAAAUACGUAUAUAUUCCAAAGUUUGCUUAGAGAAUGGAUUCUUUCGGAAGAGACAAGGAGACUGGCAGGGAGGAGAAGAUUGGGAAACUUGGUAUGGGACGUGGACAUCGCGUUUGGUCACAGACAGACAGCAUAGGCCUUAGGCGACCGCACGGUGCAUCAACCGCUAGUCAAUCCAGUAUAAAAUCCGACUCUUCGACGACUGCAGCAACGAUGCAGCACAGUCAGGAAGAAAAGAAAUUUACGCUAUCUCCGCAGGCUCCGGUAUUUUAUCCGAAAUCUCAGCCUAAGGCGUCGCAGUCUUCUGUAGCGCAGUCUCCCCCAGCAGAGCCUACCGUGUUUCAGUCUUCCGUUCCUCCUACCCACCAAUAUCCUCCAUAUCCACCAAGAAGCUCCAUACAAGACAGGCUCAGAAUGGCUCGUGAAACGCCACUGAAUGUGCACCCGUCAGUUCUGGAUAGCGCUCUUGAAGAUGCUUUGGAGCAGCAAUGCAAUAUACAAGAAUCGGACGUAGGAAAUUACAGCAAUUAUAAAUACGAUCAGAAUGAUGUGAGUAAUAGCAAGAGAGAGGAGAAGCAACAGAAUGACAAGGAAGAGGCUUACAACUUUGAAACUUACGAACAUCUCAACAACAUUAUCAACAUUUUAAUUGUCAAUCCUGCCGAGUUUGACAGUCUGGUUCCACCAUUUAUGGAUAAGCUUAGAUCGAGUGGAAACAUGCGCUGUCUGCAAUUGGUUGUGACAACCAUAAUCGAAUGGUCCAUAGCCGAAAGUAAUUUCCGUUACAAUGGAGCUCGGUUGUGUAAAUAUUUUGAUACCAGCUUAGAAGAUUCCAAAGAGCUGUACAUGUUUUCCAAAGAGCUAUUCAGGGAAUUGUUGUGCUUCCAAUGUAAAUGGGAGACUGGACUUCUCAAAUCCGAAUGGCUUAAUCAACCCGAGGAUAAGCGGGACCAACGGAAGUGCAAUGGACUGAUAUUGUUCUUAGCGGAGUUGGUUGCCCAAAUGGACGAAUCUUACGCUUUCAUUUUGGGAGAACUCUUGAUAUGGUUUAUUACUAAGGUGCUGCAGAGACCAGCGUCUAGCUCCGUCAAAUAUAUAUGCCAAGCGCUCAAAUUGGCGGGACACGUGUUGGAGAAAGACAAGAGCAGGAGCAAAGACAUGGAAAAUAUGAUGCGGGCGCUAACGGAACUUGUAAAUAACGGGCAGGUCGAUACACAUGUUGGAAAUAUGGUGAACAGCGUCCACGAGUUACGAAAGGAUUGGGGCAGAAGCAUGUCUAAUUGCGAUUCGUCUGGGGCGAGCAAUGCGUUAUUUAACGAGGUGCAGCGACAGCCCGACCAACUGGGCGCGUCUAAUUAUAAUUCAUCCGAAACCGACACUGUACCGUUGAAGUCACAGCAUCAAGUACUGCAGAAAGCGCAACUGGACCAGCCAGUGAUGUACGGUCCUGACGGCGAGAUUCUGUCAGCGGAGGAAAGUGAAUUUCUCGAGCAACACGCAAAAAUGGGUUCAGACGAUCAAGGGACGUCCGAGGAAGAACCCGAUGAUAAUUAUGACGAUGAAAUUGCGACCGCUUACGAAGAGUUCUUAAGAGAUACAAAGUGCAAAUAAAUUUCAAGAUAGAACGUAAUCACGCACGAGCAAGAUUGUACUCUGGCCCAAGUAUUUCGCUAUAAAUGCAAAUAUCACGUUUAAAGAUUUUAUGAUUUUCAAAGAGAUUCAAAGAGAUAGAUUGGAUUCAACUACGUGACAUUAAAUAUCAGAUAUCUGUAUCAUGAAAGGUAGGACGAAGAGCUAUUAAAUACAACGUAUUAAUCUGUGGGAAAAAAAUGCACCAGACACGAGCAAUUUUAAAUUCAUCUAGAUCCGCCGUGUACAUAAAUAGUAAUAUAUACGUGUAGCAUGCAGAGUGGUUUCACUUUGAGAUCGGAUACUUGAAUAAAUCCAUCCUGAAUGUAAGAAAGAUAUUAAGGACGAAACGCAUGACCGAAAAAGAAUCUAAUAUGCAGAAAGAUUGUUUUUUUUCAAAAUGUUUUCAGAGUAAUCAAGGUCAUGUAUGCACAUCUCUCUUCCGCUUGUAUUUUUCAGCUGAUAUUAAAAAAUGUAAAGUUACUUUAACGUUGUAGUAAGUAAUUCAUAUUAAAGUCUGCAAUAUAAAAAAAAUCGAUUGAAAAAUUUGGCGCAUAUUUACUUGGAAACCUAAAAAGAAUUGUUCAAGCGUUCUAUUUCCGACGAACAACUCUGUAUAUAGAUAUGUGUUCCAUAUGUCAAAUAUAUAUAUGUGUAUUUUGCAUUUAUUUGAAGUUAUAUGCAUAUGUGUAUUUGUACGAAGUUUCCUAAAUAUAUGACACGAGUUUUAUAUAA
Molecule: messenger RNA, 2761 nt
Organism: Vollenhovia emeryi
Lineage: Eukaryota; Metazoa; Arthropoda; Insecta; Hymenoptera; Formicidae
Gene: Paip1
Product: polyadenylate-binding protein-interacting protein 1
Exons: 9
Coding region: 431-2008 (525 amino acids)
Biological process (GO): regulation of translational initiation
Molecular function (GO): translation activator activity
Source: RefSeq, a predicted model, not a curated record